Patiria miniata (bat star) is the source of this 5344-nucleotide messenger RNA. Its product is annotated as brother of CDO-like. NCBI's taxonomy places the organism in Eukaryota, Metazoa, Echinodermata, Asteroidea, Valvatida, Asterinidae. The record is from RefSeq and is a predicted model, not a curated record. Gene Ontology annotation, biological process: nervous system development; axon guidance; cell-cell adhesion. Bases 742 to 3972 code for a protein of 1076 amino acids. The transcript is spliced from 21 exons. Gene Ontology annotation, cellular component: axon; plasma membrane. Gene Ontology annotation, molecular function: protein binding.
ACCGUCCGUCUUAGCUUGGCCCCUGCUGAUCCGAACCGUGACCUACAUCGAAGAAACUUUUUCCACCGAAUUUUUGAUAUCCUUCAAAUUUGAUUCUUUGACUGAAAAAAGUACAUUUCCUACAUUGGUGACUAAACCUUCGUCGAUCAAUGCAAAACAGUCCGUUUUGGUCAAAGUUUACUGGCUGAAAUAACGGCCCAAGAAAAUGUUGACCCGAGGGUUCGCGAGGUUGUUUAUGAUAAGAUUUGCAUAAGAACGUUGACCCUUCCACUGUUGUAAGUUUACACAGUACAUAUGCAUGUGUGAUAAGUGACAAGAACGAGUAAGGAAUGCAACGAGAAUCGUCCAAAUUAUCACCGGAAUUCCCCCAUUUCUGAUGGUCACAGGUCAAGUAACCCGUCAUUUUAGAGUAAAGAUUGAAACCAGAUUUGAUCCUUGAAGGCUACACAUCAAAGAUAAUCAUGAACACCAGUCUCAUUUGCUGAUGGGGAAAUCGCUCCAAUAAAUCAGGUAGUCGUGUCUUCUCAGCUGUAAGGGGUGCAUGGACAUUGAAUCUGGCAGGUAUUCUUCAUCAUAGCAUGCCUCAAAAGCGUGUCUCUGAGCGAAUCUAGACGAAUUCAAUUUGACUUCCAGCUAUUACCAGCCACAUCAAUGGUCGUUGGAUGAACUCACAAGGUAUUAAUUAAUGAGUUGAUCUCAUCAAUGAGUUCAUCUAUCAACUGACACUGAAGCCUCGUCAAGAUGGAAGUUCCCAUCUAUUUACUAGUGGACCUACUUCUCUGUAGUCUGGUCUUGCUUCUAUGUCAGUCAUUAGCAGAUUCAUCCCCGUCCUUCCUGAGUGAACCACGGUCAAGAAUCGUCAAGCACAACAUCCGCGUCAAACUCCGCUGUAAAGUAGACCCUAAAGACGCUCCUAUCUGGUGGUCAUUCAACGGCCAAGACAUCACGGACCCAGCUAGUCUGGGGAUGCAAGUCACUCCAAAAUACCUCAAGAUUGAUUCUUUUCAGGGUGAAGGGGAGAGGUCACAUAAUGGUGGUUAUCAGUGCAAAGCAGGAAACAGGACAGGAUUGAUAGUCAGCAGGGUAGCGCAUGUACAGGCUGCUUAUUUAAGACGAUUUUCAACACAUCUACCAGCGACAGCUUACGCCAAGAAGGGCAGCGUAGCAGUUAUAGAAUGUGAAGCACCAGACAGCAUACCACCAGCUGUCAUGUCCUAUGAGUUCAAAGGUCAAACAAUAUCAGGCUCCUCAGAUCAUUACAGGAUAAUGCCGUCUGGUCAUCUUCACAUCAUUAAUGUAUCGGAAUCAGAUGAGGGUCACUAUACGUGCUUAGCUACCAACCCAACUCUGUCUAAGACACACACGGCAGGGAACGGAACAACGCUAGUACUACAGGAGGUGUCUGAAGUCCAAAUCCCGCCCAGCAUACAGACAUCAAGGGGCGUGUCAGUCAACAUUCAUGAGAGGGCGGUGCUAGAGUGUGUAGCAGGCGGUGUUCCGCACCCAGAUGUCCAAUGGGAUAUGGUGGAAGGCUUGAUACCAGAUAAUGGCGUCCACUACCCAGGCAGUCUAGAAAUCACAUCUGUUUCUAGGAGUGAUGCUGGGGUGUAUACAUGCACAGCGCUGAAUGAGCAAGGUCAAUCACAGAGGUCAGAGGUCACACUAGAGGUCAUAGAACCCGUGUCUAUUGCCAAGGCGCCUAAGAACACUCACGUUGACCUGGGAGGCACUGGUCACUUCAAAUGCACAGUCAGAGGAGUCAACCAGAACCAGAUUGUCUGGUUGUUUAAUGGACAGAGAAUCUCAGAAAUGAGCACGAGACAUGAAAUACUAGAGGGUCAACUUAUUAUCAAUGAAGUCACCCGAUCAGAUCUGGGUCCAUACCAAUGCUUUGUUCAAACUGACCAUGGCAGUGCACAGGCCACAGCUAAACUCAUGCUCAGAGAGGGAUUUCCUGCCAUCGUGGACCCACCGGUCAACACCACCGCUAUCGAAGGAGAGAACGUCUUUCUGUCUUGUGGCAUCACUGGGGAUCCUAUGCCAUUUGUUAGUUGGCAUGACCCACUGGGAACCGUUGUACGGAAUACCAGGAGCAUGUUCAUCUCGGAAGAAACUGGUGGAUUAACCAUUUCCCGAGUUGGUCCAGACGAUGUGGGUUGGUAUCGAUGCACAGCAGCCAACAAACAUGGACAGGUAGCUGCAGAAGCUUAUCUGGCCGUCAUUGAGAAAAUCAGCACGACACCGGUACCAGAGAGCAGCUCGCGACAUGUCCUGAACCCGCCUGUAAAUGAUGACAUCACCAUAACAACACAAACAACAGAUGAACCAAAUAAACCCGGAACAGUUCCUGAUGCUCCUACUAAGCCUAUCAUCAUCAAGACAUCAGACACGUCCGUUGAGACAAGAUGGGAUUACUUCAGCAGGAUACCAGUGACUAGUUUCACCAUUCAGUACAGGGAUGUAGCGUCAAUCGAUGGUUGGGUUACCGCUUCUAAUGUCAUCCCUCUGAACAGGAGAGUUUAUGAAGUGCAGGGAUUGAAAGAAGGUGCAACAUAUCGUUUCCGUGUCAUCGCAUCUAACACCCACGGUGACAGUGAACCUAGUGAGAUGUCCAAUCGUUUCUUGAUGCACGUCCCUGGUAGUAUGGAUCCACCGGUCCGGCCACCAUUAGACCCACCAAGAAUCAUCAACUGUGUCGCGAUGAGUUCUACCUCAAUCCUGGUAGAAUGGGAGUUUGAGCCAGAAUUCCCUGAUAUCCCAGUCACGGGAUUCUACGUUCACUAUCGCAACACAGACAGCGAUGAUGACAACGAUUACACACGCACACCGGUGGUCGGUGAUGACGUCAGACGCUAUCAGAUCCGUAAUCUAGAGGCGGAGUUGACCUAUGACAUCAAGAUGCAGACAUUCAAUGAUGGAGGGGAGAGUCCAUUCAGUAAUGUGAUCAUCCGUGAAACUAUGGCUCAACAGACCCCACCACCACCCAUCAUCAUCCCAGACCCUUACCCAUCUAACCCUUCGUCUGGUGGUCGUAAUCCCAACAUCCCAUCCAUACCUGAUGAUACCGAGCCUGAUGCAUCCACCAAUCAGGGUGAAGAUAUCUUAUACAUCACCCUAGGCGUGGUGCUAGGAGCGAUGUUAUUGGUUCUCAUCAUGUUUGGAGUCAUGUGUAUAUGGAGGGCCAAACAAGUCAACAAUGACAGACUUGCCCGUGAUUGGCAUUACGGUUAUUACUGCGAUGGAGCCUACCGUCACAAUAACGGGAACGCCUACAAGUUUGGUCAUUAUAUGAACGGUAACACGCCCCAGGGACAUGGAGGAGGUAACCCACCGUAUGGUGAUACAGCCACGCCUGCUGACCCUCGACCUCUCUACACAAUGCCUCAGGACACCCUGGAUGAAGCUAACUACUUCCCUGGUCUUUCACCUCCGACCUCUCCCGUUGCUAAUGGUCACAUCCCGGCAACCAAUCAAACCCUUCAACCCUGUCACAUGACCAGUCCCAAUGAGAACACCAACUCUAAUCAUAGCAGCGGAGCAUCCAAUGAACAUCUGUAUGUCAACGGUAGCUGUCGUAGCUUACGUGGUGCUGGAGGGAGUUUAGAUAGGGAAGGUCAUCAAGGUCAGGUGUCGUUGACCUUUCCUGGGUCGGGGUCAUAUGGUACUGGAGACCGGCCAGUCUGCCCUAGUAGACAUCCUAAAGGUGAUCGCAGCAGACGAAGGAAACGAGAGGGCACGACGAGUAGAGAAGCCACAGAUACUGAAAUGGCUUCUGAGGUCCCACCAUCGUCAAAGAAUAACUUCCCUCCAACUGUAGCUCAAACAGCGCCCUCGCCUGGCAAUGAGACUUCCAGUCAGCAAGGUUUGUCACCAGAGGUCAAUCUGACACUACCUUGUCAGGGGUCACAUGACUCCCUCAACCAAUCACAAGACAGCGGUUCUUGUAGAAUUGUCAAACAUUCAGACAUAUAGUAUUUCUGUUCAACAGGGUGGUGUCAACCAGUUUAGUGUAAUUAUUUUUUUAACCUGCGCACCCCUUCUGAACCGAAAUGGAUGCUCCCUAUUUACUGUCAAACAGUGGAGCAAGCAUUAUUUGAGAGGGGUGUUUCUUUUAAAAAAAUGACUUGUCAGGGUUUACGUUUUUUGUAAAUAAUAUUUUCUUGUAAAAAGAAUGUUACUAAAGGCUGAGAAUGAACAAGUUUAAACUUGAUUUUUUUUUUUUUUUGAAAUUGAAAACUGUAAAAACGUAUUGCCGAAUCAGAGAGACUCUUAUACAAACUGCGAUCAUCCCACCAAUCACAUUUGAGCUUCUUUACAUUUCUUCUUCCAAUUGAAUAUUUAUGCAAGCAAACCGACUGAAAAGAUCUGUUCCAUUACAUUUGAUAGCUUAUUGUUAUGGUAUGCUGUCAAAUCAUCAUGAAUAUGCAGCAGCUGAUUUGCAUAUGCAAAUCAAAAUCUUCCAUUCAUCCAUUCACUUCCAAAAACAAACAAGCCCUCCUGAAUAUGCAGCAGCUGCUUUAAAUAUAUUCUGUACACAAGUACACUCUUCCUUAUGCCACCUCAUUGUUUCAAACAUAUACAAUAAACAUGAAUAUGCAGCAGCUGUUUUGAAUAUGCAAAUCAAAGUUUUCUAACCAUCCCUCCAAUAGAAGAAUGCUUUUUGUGCCUUGUUGUUAAUUUGCAUUCAUUUUGCACCCUUAGUUAAACGCACGGAUUGUAUUUUUGUAAAUCACGCACAAAAUAAUGUUUGCAUUUUGUUUGCUUUUGAAAAUAUUCCUCUUAUAAAUGAAUCAAUGGGAUUUAAAUUACUUGUGCUCAUGCUCAUGAAUGUAAUUAAUUUCUUCCUUUGUUGACCGAAACACUGCCAUUGUGAUUUUAAAAAUACUGCCAUUGAAUAUUUAAAUGUAAAUUUUAUUGUAAUUUUUAAGCGAGGCUUCCUAAACAAAAUUGUAUAAGCGCCAGAACAAGCAAAUAUGCUUAACAGAAAUCUGUGCUAAGCGUGAUUGAGCCCAAUUCAUUUGCAAGUGGUUGAGUGGGGGAUGGUCUGUGCUUACUGCUUAUAUUAGGUUAGCAAGUUCUGUUAGACUUCAUUAAGAGGCUGAUCCCAUGUGGAUAUCAGAGAGGUAUUUAUUUGGUGACUGGAAAAGAGACUAAACACUUGGCUGAAAAGUUCAUUGAGUCAUUUGGAAACUAGGCCCCGUUGCUAGUGAUCAUGGUGAUGGUAGCAACAUAAUGAAGAGAUUAUUUCCAAAACGCAAUAUGUGCCAUUUUGUUCCCUUUUACAAUCCUGAUGUCUCUCCUGGCCGUCCAAAUGCAACUUUGAUGGCUGUUAUAUGCUUAAACA